AUGGCUUUUGUUCGUUACACUGGGCACUGUCCUAGAUGCAAGAAAAUUGCCGAGUUAAUAACAACUGUCAUCCGUGCUAAGUUAAACAUUGUUGAAAUAAAACAAAGAGAAAUAACAAAGAAGAUGGUUAGGGAUUUGCUUGGUGAAAAAACUCCCUUGAUUAAAUUUCCUGCUACUUCUCGACCAGAAGUUAACUCAAAGGAUGAAUUUGUUGACACAGUAGCCCAUGAGCCAACUCAUUUCUUAGUUAACAUAAUGGAAAAUAACCCUUUGCCUAAGCAUGGAAAAAAAUGA
Molecule: messenger RNA, 294 nt
Organism: Ambispora leptoticha
Lineage: Eukaryota; Fungi; Glomeromycota; Glomeromycetes; Archaeosporales; Ambisporaceae
Source: the annotation of a GenBank genome assembly